AUGUGUCUUGUUUAUAUCACAGCUUAUUCACACCGUCAACAACGCAUGCCGCUAGCAUACCGAUUAAAAAGUUUUUCUACAGAGGACAAAACCGAACCAGACACCUCCUUCUAUCCCGAAAGACACCCGUCGACGCAUCACUCGGACUAUGCAAGGGGAGAUACAAUGAUGACAUCCUCGUCAUCCGGCGGUUCAAGGACAAGAAUUUCGAACAACGUGGAGUGUCACAUGCCACGCUAUAAAGAACGCACACCGCACGUGAUACCUCGUGGGCGCAAGCUGCUCUCGUGCAAGAGCUUCUCCUUGGAUAUUCCUGUGACUGAAGAAUUGCGCGACGAACUUCAUGCGGCAUCUGGAUCUUCAAGCCCUGGAAGGGAUGCUCAGGUAGAGGGCCACCACUUUAUUCGUCCGAGCAGAAGCACAUCAAGAAGGGCAAUUUUGACAACGCAACGGAACGAUCCUAGCGUACGGUUUAUGCAGCAGAUAUCUCCAAACUGCACUCGACCGAGAAUUGUGUCGUGUAUGCCUCCGGAACUGCACCGAUCUGCACCCUUUUACACGCACGAAUGGCAGGAGAACAUGACAGGCGGCAUGCCAUCUACAAAGUCUUGUCACCGAUUAGUUCAGCAACAGGUCUCGCCAGAAUAUCCAAAACUGCCCCACGAAGAAGCGUCAGCAAGCUACAGAUCUUCGGCGCCUGUACGGUCUCACAAGUUACCAAAUUUACCCCCACGAGCAAAUGCUUUUGAGGACAAUACUAUGUUUUGCGUAGCUAGGGAGUACAUACCACGGCGAUCGGAUGAAAUACGACUACGACUAGGACAAUAUGUGAAGAUAAUUGACAACACGGAUCCGGUGUGGUGGUAUGGCACGUGCAAUGGAGAUCUAGGCUAUUUUCCAUCAAGCUAUCUUCAACGCUACCAUCAAACAUAA
Messenger RNA from Opisthorchis viverrini, 933 nucleotides. RefSeq lists its product as hypothetical. The coding region runs from base 1 to 933 and encodes 310 amino acids. Lineage: Eukaryota; Metazoa; Platyhelminthes; Trematoda; Opisthorchiida; Opisthorchiidae. Gene Ontology annotation, molecular function: protein binding. The record is from RefSeq and is a predicted model, not a curated record. The transcript is spliced from 5 exons.